CAAUCCAUUCUCAUGGAAUGUUUCAAAGAGGGACUCCAUGGUACGAUGGGGUACCAGGCCAAACCCAAUGUGAGAUACCAAAUAAUUAUACGUUUACUUACAAUUUCACGGUUCCCGAUCAAGCCGGCACUUACUGGUACCAUUCGCACGCGUUAACUCAAUACGUUGAUGGAAUCGUUGGCGCUUUAAGUUAUCUCGAAUAUGUCACAACCUCCAAUC
Messenger RNA from Funneliformis mosseae, 219 nucleotides. NCBI's taxonomy places the organism in Eukaryota, Fungi, Glomeromycota, Glomeromycetes, Glomerales, Glomeraceae. The record is from the annotation of a GenBank genome assembly.